This is a messenger RNA of Helianthus annuus (common sunflower), 1756 nucleotides long. RefSeq names its product elongation factor 1-alpha. Bases 202 to 1551 code for a protein of 449 amino acids. The record is from RefSeq and is a predicted model, not a curated record. The transcript is spliced from 3 exons. NCBI's taxonomy places the organism in Eukaryota, Viridiplantae, Streptophyta, Magnoliopsida, Asterales, Asteraceae. Gene Ontology annotation, molecular function: translation elongation factor activity; GTP binding; GTPase activity. Gene Ontology annotation, biological process: translation; translational elongation.
GGCUGGCUAGGGCAUCUGAGUAUAGAAUCCACAUAUGAUUCCCUCACAACCGUCAGAUCACAUAAUCCAACGGCUCACAGAAAAACCCUAAUUUCAUGCCUUCUUUACUUCACUUAUAAAACCUCUCUUUGCACCUCACCUCUUCCAUUCUUCAUCUUUCUCCAUCUUCUUGAGAGCUACUUUGCAGAUAAUUCGUUAAGGAUGGGUAAGGAAAAGAUUCAUAUCAGCAUUGUCGUCAUUGGACAUGUCGACUCCGGCAAGUCCACAACCACAGGUCACCUUAUCUACAAGUUGGGUGGUAUUGACAAGCGUGUGAUCGAAAGAUUCGAGAAGGAAGCUGCUGAGAUGAACAAGAGGUCCUUCAAAUACGCAUGGGUGCUCGACAAACUUAAGGCUGAGCGUGAAAGAGGUAUCACCAUCGAUAUUGCCCUGUGGAAGUUUGAGACCACCAAGUACUACUGCACUGUCAUCGAUGCUCCCGGACAUCGUGAUUUCAUUAAGAACAUGAUUACCGGUACUUCCCAAGCUGACUGUGCUGUUCUUAUCAUUGACUCCACCACUGGUGGUUUUGAGGCUGGUAUUUCCAAGGAUGGUCAGACCCGUGAGCACGCUCUUCUUGCUUUCACCCUUGGUGUCAAGCAAAUGAUCUGCUGCUGUAACAAGAUGGAUGCCACCACACCAAAGUACUCGAAGGCGAGGUACGAUGAGAUUGUUAAGGAAGUUUCAUCCUACUUGAAAAAGGUCGGAUACAACCCUGACAAAAUCCCAUUCGUGCCAAUCUCUGGUUUUGAGGGAGACAACAUGAUUGAGAGGUCCACCAACCUUGACUGGUACAAGGGUCCAACCCUUCUUGAGGCUCUUGACCAAAUCAAUGAGCCCAAGAGACCCUCAGACAAGCCCCUUCGUCUCCCACUUCAGGAUGUGUACAAGAUCGGUGGUAUUGGAACUGUGCCAGUGGGACGUGUUGAGACCGGUGUGAUCAAGCCCGGUAUGGUUGUAACCUUCGGACCAUCAGGGUUGACCACUGAAGUCAAGUCCGUUGAGAUGCACCACGAAGCUCUUCAAGAGGCUCUCCCCGGUGACAACGUUGGGUUCAACGUCAAGAACGUUGCAGUUAAGGAUCUCAAGCGUGGUUACGUUGCAUCAAACUCCAAGGAUGAUCCUGCUAAGGGUGCCGCCAGUUUCACUUCCCAGGUUAUCAUCAUGAACCACCCUGGCCAGAUCGGUAACGGUUACGCCCCGGUUCUCGAUUGCCACACCUCCCACAUUGCCGUCAAGUUCUCUGAACUCUUGACCAAGAUCGACAGACGAUCUGGUAAGGAGCUCGAGAAGGAGCCUAAGUUCUUGAAGAACGGAGAUGCCGGUAUGGUUAAGAUGCUUCCCACCAAGCCCAUGGUUGUCGAGACCUUUGCUGAGUACCCACCACUUGGUCGGUUUGCUGUGAGGGACAUGCGUCAGACGGUUGCUGUCGGUGUUAUCAAGAGUGUUGACAAGAAGGACCCAACUGGAGCUAAGGUGACCAAGGCUGCAGCCAAGAAGGGAGCCAAGUGAGAGGGUGGUUUGUGUUUUGGUUUAUGGAGUAUUUUAUGGUUUUCUGUCGUUUUGUUUACUAGUUUUGAACUUUAUUUUGUUGAAGAGUUUUGUUAUUUGAUCCUUGAAGCUUUCAUUAUUGUGCAAGUUUUAUGGGUUACAGACUUUUGUUGUGGGUUAAAUUAUAGUAAUCAUGAGUUGCUAGUUGGUGGUUUAAAAAUUUUUA